Gaeumannomyces tritici R3-111a-1 is the source of this 485-nucleotide messenger RNA. RefSeq lists its product as hypothetical. The transcript has a single exon. The record is from RefSeq and is a predicted model, not a curated record. The coding region runs from base 189 to 485 and encodes 98 amino acids. NCBI's taxonomy places the organism in Eukaryota, Fungi, Ascomycota, Sordariomycetes, Magnaporthales, Magnaporthaceae.
ACCAGGGAAGUAUUCUCAGAAUAGCCGCUAGCCCGCGCUGGGUGUCCACUGGCGAGUGCCACGGACUAUAAAGCGCAACGCAUAUGCCGGGGGCGCUAAUAAUAACGCCACACGCCGCGGGACAGACCUGAUUAUACCGUGUAGCGUAGUGCGAGCCGCAAGACGGUGUGCCCAUCCUGGUGGCUAGAAUGUCUGGUUCGGACAGCGAUGCUAUACGCGCAGAGAGCGAUUGGUUGUUAGCAAGCAGCUGGAGGCGGCAGGGCGUGUUCGCCAGUAGGACCGGCAGGGUAAAAAGAGGAGUGCAGGGCAGACGAAGGAUCCAGCAAUGGUGUCCUCGGCGGCGCGGGCGUAAUGCAGGUCUUCGAGUCCGAACUGGCGUCGAACCCGUCAUUGAGCCGGGCAGGCUGGGCAGUCGACGUUGGAGACCCCUGGCCUGUGCAUCGGGAGUCAGUCCCCGCCGGCUAGAGGCGAGCAGCAGGAGCUGA